This is a messenger RNA of Poecilia reticulata (guppy), 4790 nucleotides long. RefSeq names its product adhesion G protein-coupled receptor G1 (gene adgrg1). Gene Ontology annotation, biological process: cell surface receptor signaling pathway; adenylate cyclase-activating G protein-coupled receptor signaling pathway. Gene Ontology annotation, cellular component: plasma membrane. NCBI's taxonomy places the organism in Eukaryota, Metazoa, Chordata, Actinopteri, Cyprinodontiformes, Poeciliidae. Gene Ontology annotation, molecular function: G protein-coupled receptor activity. The record is from RefSeq and is a predicted model, not a curated record.
UGCCUUGACUUCUCCCUCCUUCACCGCUGUGACCGAACGGUCUUCUCUGUACUCGGACGCAGACAGGUCCUCGCCACGUCCCGAAUGAAACGCUUCACACACGCGCGCUUUUCCGUGAGACUUUUCAUUUUUUAAUUCUGUUCGAACAUUUUCCCCACGUUAUUUAGAAACUAUACAGCUUGUACCACUGAUGCAAUAAGCAAGUGACAGGGAAUUACCCUCCUCCCUCUGCUCUGGUCAACCUGCCUCGCUCUUAGUCAAAUGAAUUAAUUUGCGUUCUCAUCAGAAGUUGUAGCCGCGCGGUGUGUUCCUUCACGCGGCAUCUGAUCUGCUCUCCCCGGCCUCAUUUGGUUUACAUCAGCGACUGCAAGUUUUACCAGGAGGCUCUGAGCUUCAGACGUCCAGGUGAAGCACAAAGAAAGAAGCUACAAGAAAGGAGACAUACUUCAAGCUGACAGCCAUGAAGACCCAAGUGGCAGAUCAUCUAACGACUGUGUUUUUUAUCAUCAGCCUCCUGUCAGCUGGUUCAAGUGAACAUGACCUUUUUCUGGAGUUUUGUGGCAAAUGGCGCCACGGCAACAAAUCCUUGAACCUGGACAUCGACGUCUCUCCAGGCUGUGAGGGGCUCAGCGUUUCAGCCAAUGAGAGCUCUCUGUUUGUCAGAGGAAAAAUCACUGCCGAGUGUAAUAGGACUGAUGUGAUUCGUCUCGACAAAUAUGUAAUUCACCCAGAUAUGGACUUCUGUCUGCACUGGGAGCCUCUGCUGGACCAGAUGAUGCUUAAGGUUGGAAAAAGAAAUCUUAUUCUUUGCACUCCUUCAAGUCCUGCACAAAAUUGUUGCACAGAUUUAAGUAAUGGGGCCAAUAUGCCUGAAGCAAAAUAUGGUAUCGCCAAAGGAACAGUCCAGAAUGAUGCACUGCAAGAUAAAACAUUGGAAGGCUACAACUUCAUGGGACAGCACACCAACUGCAAGAAGUUGUGUGACCAGGCUAAAGGGCUCGUCAAAGGGUCUCGCGACACCGAGCAUCCGUGCGCUCAGAGAUAUGAGCAAGAGAUGAAGAACAAUUUCAAAGGGAAAAAAGUCUCCACAAGUGGACCAAAGCAAAAGACCUCUGUCACCGUCGACAUCCCUUCUGACCUGAAACCACCCAAGACAGCAAAGAGCAAAAUGUCCGUCACAUUCCUUAAGAAUAACUCCAUGUUCCCGGCUUUCUCUCUGUCAGCACAUGAAACUUUAAGCUCUGAGGAGGYCAGACCUCUCAUSGAUGUGGKGGAAAUCUCAGUGGAGAAUGAGAACAUCACUGAUCUGCCUGAGCCGGUCAAGAUUUUCUUUGACCAUGAAUACAUACCUUGGAACCUCAGAAGAAAAUGUGUUUCCUGGGACACUCGCAGAGAUCCUUUGGAGGUGAACUGGUCUAAGUUUGGAUGCAAGACAAAGAGAAAAGGAUCACGGCACACGGAGUGCCAGUGUGACCAUCUGACUUACUUCACAGUGCUGGUGCAACUGGAGCCUAAACCAGUGCGCCACCUACUGGCACUUACUGCUAUUACAUAUGUAGGCUGUGCAGCGUCCUUCAUCAGCUGCGUGGGGCUCAUCGUGUUUUUCUGCAGGAACAGGAGACGGACCAAGGAGCAGUCUGUAGCCAUCCACCUGGGCUUAGCUCUGGCCCUGGCCCUCCUCAGCCUGCUCUUCUUCUUUACUGGGGUUCUGGCCAACUUGGGAGGUGACGAUGUGUGCACCUGGGUGGGGGCCUUGCUCCACUACACCCUGCUCAGCUCCCUCACCUGGAUGGGGAUAGAAGUGCUUAACACCUUCUGGUUGAUCUCCAUGGUGUUCAGACCCUCCCCACGGCCCUACGUGUGGUACCUGAUCGGUUUUGUCCUCCCAGUUGUUCCUGUUGGUAUCCUGGCUGGUGUGGGGGAUAUUUAUGGAAUGGCAGAAAUUGAGCCGGAUGACGACAAAGAUGAUCCUUAUCGGAUGUGCUGGAUGAAACUGAAUGAACAAAACGCCUUACUAGCUCACUGCUUCACCACCAUGGCCCUGCUGGUCGUCCUGGUGUCUUCUGGGAUCGUGAUGCUCUUCCUGGUGUUCCGGGAGAUCCGCAAGAGGGACGAGUGGAAGCAGAACCGGGUGGCUUUCCUCAGCAUCUGGGGUCUCAGCUGCCUCUUUGGAGUGACUUGGGGUCUGACCUUCCUGAACAUUGAGCCACUGUCGGACUUUAUCCUCUUCCUCUCCUGCUUCCUGAACUCCUUUCAAGGUUUCUUCCUGAUGCUGAGGUUCUGCAUGAUGAACUGGGUCCGGAAGCAGGCCAGCAGGUCGGUUCUAGGCAGCACCAGCUCCGGGUCCGUCAAGCAACACAUGCUGCAGACAAGCGAGAAGAGCUAGCCGCUCCGAGUUGAAGGUGUGAGGUCGACUGUGAGACUCAGAUCACUGUACAUGACAAGAAUCAGUCCAGAGGCAGACUUGUGAGCUCAGGUUUUCUGUGAGUUUGUUAUAUUGUGAUGUUCAUACAGAAAACACUGACAGAACGAACACUGUCAGUGUCAUUGUGAAAAUCGACAGUGAUCGAUUUUCACACUGUCCAAUCAGAUCGAUACAAUCACUUUGAGGCAGAGUUUAGUGGUAGAACCACUGAUGAUGGUCAAGGUUGUGAUGAUGAGAUUGUAUGAUACUCGUAACAUGCUACUGAUAAUAUUUUAUUCCAUUUGAAGGGCUUCUCAGAGACCAAAAUCUAUAUUUAAGCUUUUCUAUAUCAACUUUUUUUCAACAUAUUUUUAUUUAAUGGACCUUAAAAUAAUCCAUCAGUUAUAUCACUUUUUUGCAUCAAAGAACAACUGAUUGAGUCACGUGUGGGUUUGGUUCUGUCUGCAGAUUGUUUUCUAAUGGACCUUCUUCCUGCAGGUCACGUUAGAUUUAGAUCCUGGAGCUUUUCACAACACAUCAACAUAAUUAGCAGCUUCACAUGCUGACAUCAGUCAGCUGGAAGUGACAUCUUCUAACUCGUGGCCUAUAACUGGUCUGUGAAAACAAUCAGAUGUUUUAUGAAUAAAGAUACUACCAGAAUCUGACCGUUUUCAGCUUGAUGGAUGCUGACAGCUGAGUCCUAAAGUAUUUUUACAGUCAGUGAACGCACCAUAACAAAGUCUUUUAUAUGAAAAAAGUAGCUAAAAUGCUAAUUUUAUCUGUAAGGCUAACGUUAGCAUAACGGCUACCACAAGCAUGUUUAUCGCACUCUGGUGUGGAUAAAUUCUCAGGGAAAUUCACCAGGAGACUGCUAGCGAUGCUACAUGCUAAUAUAAGACUGUUUCAAAUAUCCCCUCCACAAUAAGUCAGGGAUUGGUAUAAAAUAGCGGCGUCUUUUUUUAAUGUUCGCUCACAAACACCCACACAGUGUGACUUUAGGUCUGAUCAGAAUAUAAAUAAUCGAGGAUUGUUUCUGGCUGGAAGGUUGUAUAAAUAUGUACAAUUCUAUAAUUACAUUGUGAAUCAGCUAAAAUCUGCCUCGGCUGAGAAAAGCCGAGGAAAAGUGAAAAAAAAAAAAACUGUUUCCCUAGCAACAAGGUUAAAAAGUAACAUCUGUAUCUGGGUUUCUGUAUAAAUGCAUCUCAAGGUUACUGUAGAUGUGAAUGCUGAUGUGACGUCUAGUUAAACCACAUCUGGCUGGAAUGACUUUGGUCAGACGUUUCAAAGAAACCACUGAUGGGAAGUCAUCUUAUUAAUUUUUAAGAAAGAGAAGCAAUAUUUAACAGAUGUGUUUUUUCCUAUUGGUAAUAAGGAAAGUCAUCACUGCAAGGUCUGUUGCUGUGAAGCUACAAGAUAAUUCUUUGUUCCCUUCAGUAGUUUUGGUUCUGUUUGGGAUUAAAGAACUGAAAACACAAUAUUAGCAAAUUUUUGUAUUUUCUCCGCUUCAUUGGUGUCAGUUUCAUAUUGAAUAUAUAAUCUGACCUCCUCAUUUGAGACGCAGGUGAUAUUUUUACACACGGAUAUUUGUGAAUUAACAGGAAAUCAAGCUUGUGCAACGAAUGUUCCGUCUGAUGAAAAUAUGAAAGAAGAAUAUGGGGGUUCUAACGCAUUACUUCAGGUGUAAACUAAACCGGUAGAAGUAGUUGAUGAGUUGCUCAUAUGAAAGAACCCGCCUCUCAGUUCCUCAGGAAGUCCAAACUCAGACCCGGAGCCUGAGCUGCAGAAUCCCUAGGCUGGUUCUAGUUGAAAAUUAAACUGCUUUGGUUCAGAUUCAGGAUCAUUCAGAAAUGUCAUUAAGCUUUAUUACAACACGCAGAAACAUGAAGCUUAAUGUCUGUAUGCUACUGUGCUCUGAUUAGACGUUAUUAUUGAAUAUAAGCUUUUACAUUUCAGAUGUUUGCUCAUAUUGUUCUGUGUAUUUUGUAAUCGAUAGUUGAAUAGUUAAAUAGCACUUUAGACUGCUGUUGUGUUGCUUAGCCUCAGUUAGUUUGAUGUACACCCAGUGGGCAUUAGUAAUGAAAAAUGAAAUGUUUUAUACAGAAAAUGUGAUAUGUUUUGGUGUAUUCAGGAAGAAUAAUAAAGUAUGGAAUGUGUUUUAAGUUAGAAUAAAACAAUUUACUGCUGUUAUAGAUAAAUAGUUAAACCCCCACAUUUAGAAUUUUGGUGAAUAAAUUAUGUUCCUUCCCAGAAGAACACACAUGUUUUUAGAUGCUGUAAUGUUUGCACUUUUAUAUUUUGAAAGAAUAUUUUUCAGUCAAAUCUGUAUGUAUAUCUGACCAUUUGUAUAUGUCUGCAAGGAAUAUUAAUAAAACAUGUUUUGGUUAAA